This is a messenger RNA of Doryrhamphus excisus (bluestripe pipefish), 2588 nucleotides long. It is a transcript of the gene cpne3, whose product is annotated as copine III. The record is from RefSeq and is a predicted model, not a curated record. Lineage: Eukaryota; Metazoa; Chordata; Actinopteri; Syngnathiformes; Syngnathidae. Gene Ontology annotation, molecular function: calcium-dependent phospholipid binding; receptor tyrosine kinase binding. Gene Ontology annotation, cellular component: plasma membrane. Gene Ontology annotation, biological process: cellular response to calcium ion; ERBB2 signaling pathway.
GGCCGGGUGGAACCGGUACGAGUACCCGUGAGUCUCGAUACAGUAUUGCAUUUCCAAGUUUUAAACAGUUCGUUCAAGACAUACCUACAACCCAGCAAUGCAACGUUGUGGCAGUUGACAGCAAAAGGGAACAUCUUGUUGCAGAACGUUAGCUGUCGGCCACGCCUCGGAAAACACACACAAUUAGCUUUCAUCUGGAUUUGACAGCGUUUAUUAACGCAGUCCAACAUGGCUGCCCAGUGUGUGACCAAGGUGGAGCUGACGGUGUCCUGUGAGAACCUCCUGGACAAAGACAUCGGCUCCAAGUCGGACCCUCUGUGUGUGCUGCUGAUGAGCAGCCCGGAUUCCCGCUGGUAUGAGGUGGAACGCACAGAGAAGGUCCAGAAUUGUCUUUGCCCAAAGUUUGCCAAAAAGUUUGUCAUCGACUACUACUUUGAGAUGGUGCAGAAAUUAAAAUUUGGAAUCUAUGACAUUGAUAACAAGACCAUUGAUCUGAGUGAUGACGACUUCUUAGGAGAGCUGGAGUGUACUUUGGGCCAGGUGGUGUCCAGCAGGAAGCUGACCCGGCCGCUGGUCUUAAAGAACAAAUCCCCCGCAGGAAAAGGCACCAUCACAAUCGCUGCUGAAGAGAUUAAAGACAACAGGGUGGCCAACUUUGAGGUGGAGGCGAGGAAACUGGAUAACAAGGACUUCUUCGGGAAGUCUGACCCGUACCUGGAAUUCUACAAGCAGACCCCAACUGGAUGGCAGCUGGCGCACAGGACCGAGGUGGUAAAGAACAACUUGAAUCCCACGUGGAGACCCUUCCGCAUCCCCCUGCAGUCUCUCUGUGGAGGAGACAUGGACAAAGCUAUCAAAGUGGACUGUUUUGAUUACGACAACGACGGCUCACACGAUCUGAUUGGGACCUUUGAGACCACGAUGACACGCCUUCAGGAAGCAGCACGCACCUCUCCGGCUGAAUUUGAAUGCAUCAACAGUAAAAAGAAGCAGAAGAAGAAAGGCUACAAGAACUCCGGCAUUGUGAGCGUGAAACAAUGCCAGGUGGUGAAGGAGUACACCUUCCUGGAUUACAUUAUGGGAGGCUGUCAGCUCAACUUCACUGUUGCAGUGGACUUCACCGGUUCCAACGGGGACCCCAGAUCACCCCAGUCCCUGCAUUACAUCAGCCCGCAGGGGGUCAAUGAGUACCUCUCGGCCAUCUGGUCUGUAGGCAACGUCAUCCAGGACUAUGACAGUGACAAGAUGUUUCCAGCCUUUGGCUUUGGGGCGCAGAUCCCCCCGACGUGGCAGGUUUCCCACGAAUUCCCACUCAAUUUCAACCCCACAAAUCCAUUCUGUGCAGGUGUUGAAGGGAUCGUGGAGGCCUACAGGGUCUGCCUGCCCCAGGUCAAACUUUACGGCCCCACCAACUUCUCUCCAAUCAUCAACCACGUGGCGUCCUUUGCACAUCAAGCCCUGCAGCAGAGCACUGCAUCUCAAUACUUUGUGCUGCUCAUCAUCACCGACGGCGUGAUCACAGACAUGGACGACACCCGCAACGCCAUCGUCAACGCCUCACGUCUGCCCAUGUCCAUCAUCAUCGUGGGAGUGGGCGGGGCCGACUUCACCGCCAUGGAGUUCCUGGACGGAGACGAUGGGCGUCUUCGCUCUAUGACCGGCGAGGCGGCCAUGCGGGACAUUGUCCAGUUUGUUCCCUUCAGGCAGUUUAAAAACGCCCCCAGCCAGGCUCUCGCGCAAAGCGUAUUGGCAGAGUUACCUCAGCAAGUGGCGUCCUUCUUUGGAUUAUUCCAACUGAAGCCUCCCCACCAGCCCCAUCCUUCAUAGGGGCCCCGAAGGAAGCACUGGCAAAGAGCGUGUUGGCCGAGGUUCCAGGGCAGCUUGUGGAGUUUUGCAACGUCAUGAAGCUGGCUCCGCCCAACACCAAUCCUGCCCCGAACCCUGCAGGUACCAUCUGAUGCAGCAGCAAACACGCCACGGCUCCAUACCACAUCCUGCCACUGUUCUUAGAGCGCCAUGAUGCCAAUAUACGUGUACAGCGUUUCCCUCAGGACUGCAAUCCAUAUGUGGAGGUGACAGGUCAGUCCUCAUUGAGACACGUGCUCUCAUGUUAGCGUCGCCAAGUCUCUUCACUAGAUCAUCAGAUUGGUUUUUUCUCUAAGUAUCAGGGCAAACGGGUAACAGCAGAGCCACAAAUAGAUGGCAUUAAACAGCCAGUUAGCUCUACAUUUGAACUAUCCCAUCGUAUAGCUGUCAGCUACCCUGCACACCUACCCGCUAGAGGUACCAUAUAGUCGUAUUGCUAUGCCUUUUUACUCUAAGUAUAUAUACAAAGUAUAUUUGUAAUGCUGUUUUGUACCAAUAUCACCAUUAUGCAAGUUUACUGCUGUGCCUGUAUUACCUAAUAGCUUCUACUAUGAUUUACUAUCAAUACUGCACAUAGCCUCCUCACACCCAGGAACAAGAAACACGUCUUUCUGGGUCUCAGGAGGUGGUUAAUAUGACAUGUCAUAGCGGUAGAAGACAUCAACCAGUAUUAAUAUACAGCAGGCAUGUAGAAGAAAUGAAAUAAAGCCAUGCUACACUUG